Messenger RNA from Falco peregrinus (peregrine falcon), 3423 nucleotides. It is a transcript of the gene AZI2, whose product is annotated as 5-azacytidine induced 2. The transcript is spliced from 8 exons. The coding region runs from base 255 to 1421 and encodes 388 amino acids. Gene Ontology annotation, cellular component: cytoplasm. Gene Ontology annotation, biological process: canonical NF-kappaB signal transduction. The record is from RefSeq and is a predicted model, not a curated record. NCBI's taxonomy places the organism in Eukaryota, Metazoa, Chordata, Aves, Falconiformes, Falconidae.
CCUGGAGGCGGAGCGGGGCCGGGCCCGCGUCACGUGAGGCGUGUGUUGACUUCCUCGAAAGGCGCGGGGCAGGGACGGCGCCCCGGGAGUUCCCCGCGGUGGUGGAGGCCGAUAUCGCGGCCGGGCGGGCGAGGUGGCGGCGAUGGGAGCCCGAGGGGGCCCGAGCGGAGACCGUGACGGCCGGCGCUGCCUCUCCGUCGAGGUGACCUCUCGUUAGUGCCCCGCCUGGCCCGAGGAAGGCCCGCAGAGCUGUCAUGGAGGAGUUGGUAGAGGAUGACAUCUGUAUUUUGAACCAUGAAAAAGCAGACAACGGUCAUAAGAGAGACGGGGAGAUUCCUGUUUCAUCUUACAGUGGAGAUGAAUCUGUUGCCUCACACUUCGCACUUGUCACUGCAUAUGAAGAUAUCAAGAAACGACUAAAGGAGACAGAGAAGGAGAACUCCUUCUUAAAAAAAAGAGUGAGAAUUCUAGAAGAGAAGCUGCUGGGCUCUCGACUGGAAGAGGAAUGCAGUUCAGUUGGACGUGAACAAGUAAAUAAGGCAUACCAAGCCUAUCGAGAGGCCUGCAUUGACCGAGAUAAUCUGAAAAACAAACUGGAUAAAAUUAUGAAAGAAAGUGCAGAAUCUUUGAAAACCUUGAAUGAACAGUUGCAGUCCCAAGAAGUAGAGCUGUUACAACUAAGAACUGAAGUGGAAACUCAACAAGUGAUGAAAAAUCUGAAUUGUACUCAGUCCACCUGGGAAAUGCAGAAGCUGAGCAGUGACCUGAAAGUGCAUAGUCUGGAACAGGAUCUGGAAAAGCUCAAGCAAGAGUGUAACAGUCUCAGAAAGGAGUUGCAAAAAUCCAAGCAGAAGGACCAGGCUGAAGAAGAAAACCCAUUGAAUGGAGACCUCCUUCAAAAGCAAGACGUCCAGAGUGUGCAGCAAGCAUAUUGGGAACUGAAGAGAGAAAUGUCUAACUUGCAUCUAGUGACUGACUUGCAAGCUGGGAUUCUGCAAAAACUGAAAACAAACCCAACAGCGACCAAGAAAGCUGCCUCUACUGCACCCGUACAAUGUGUUGACUUGAACAUUUCAAAGCUGAAUUUGACAUCUGGGGUAGUCUAUAAAAAACUCUCACAAAAUGAUAAAGUACUGUGCAAUGCUGUGUCUCCCCCUCCACCAAGAGAUGUAAAAACCCCAUCUGAAAGGAUGACUCUGCAAGCAUGGACAGAUGAGAGACCCAUUCCAGUUGACGGCAAACCAUUUCAGGAACACCAUUCUUACGGAAAGAGCUUUCUGGAAGAUAAUUCCUGGGUAUUCCCAAGUCCUCCAAAGCCUAACGAGAAUGUGUUUUGGGAAAUUAAAAAUAAAACAGCUUUGUUAAACUGUCCAGCAGAUUACCUGGAUCAGUGUAAUCAAAACUGUCUGCACAAGAGUUAAAACAAUUCUUGGAAUGAACCGAGGCAUCUUUAGAAUGGCUCUGAACAGGCACCUUAACGAUUGAACUGUUAAAGAGGGGGGAAACAAACUGCCUGAAAUGUUCGUUCUUUAUUUUUAAUUCUAGUUCUGAAACAGAAAGCCUAGUCUUCCUCUGCUGUAAAUCAGGAGUGAGCUCCUUGAAGUUAAAGCUGCGCUGGUAUAAUGUAAAUAUAAAGAAAUACAGCAUGGGGCCCAGAUAGUCUUGUACUGCAGAUGGCAUAGAUUUGCAAAAGACUGCUCUGAAAAGUGAGUUCUUGGAAUUACACAGAAUAAUAGAGUUCUUUAUUUGUUCGUUAUUUGUAAGUUAUCAAAAAAAUACUUGGUAUCCUGUGUUAAAACUUGUACCAGCUCUGAGCUUAUUUUUUUGACAGUGGUUUCUUUCAGAGUAAGACAUAAAAUGAAGAACUGGAUUAUUUCUCCCUUCCUCCUUUCAAUUAACCUUCUGAUUCCUCUGGUUUAGAAAUGCAUUUUUAUGUGAUUUUUAACAAAGAAAGGUGAGAUAUUGGGGUUUUUUUGUCAAAAUCUGGAUUUAUAUUAGAUAGCAGCAAGAAUCACUGUUUAGAUUGUGGCAUUUUGGGCUUCAUUGUGAAUUGUAAAGGAUCGUAAGUAAUGCUGCUGAACGCUGUGAGCCCUGGGUGAUCAGCCUGUUUCCCCUCAGAUCAUGCUGUAGGAAACAGACUUAAUUGUGUGCACAGUGGUGCCCGCCGCAGUCUCCCUGUUCAUCGUGCAGUUAGCCUUCCUUAUUGUGCCUCCUCUGCACAGCACCAAAACCCUGACUUUUUAUUUGUGUGGUGGUGAAGGCUACUAACUUAUCUUGUAUUAAAAGAAACAAAGCCUUAAUUUAAUCAAACUAGGUGUUGGAGUGUUGCUGAUACACAUAAGAAGGAUUUUCGUGGUGUCUUUAGUAUGCCACUGAGAACUAGAGUUAUUUGAAUUACAACUACCUGCUUUAUAGAUUAAGGGUGUCUGCUUUUUUUUUUCUUCUCAAGAACUGGUUUUAGAUAAAUACAUUUAUGCUUUUUUUUUUUUUAACUGCUCUGCUUCAUAUCAGGCUUAAUACAACCGGGUUAAGUGAAAUGCCUUGACUGCUCAAUACGUUGGAGAAAAAUGCUUUGUAUUUUAGAUCCAUGAUUCCUAACUUGUAAUGGAUGGGAACAUACAUAAUACUAAAGUUAUUUACAGGUGGGUUGGUGAAGUAUUCAACUUCACAGGUGCACCUUAAGAUCUGUGUAAUAAAAGUUAAUUUGUUACUAAACAGCUUUGACAUUAUCUUGAAAUUGCUUGCAAAGAGGGGGGGAAGCUGUGGCUGUAGCACAGCCACAGUAAUGAUGGGCUGUAAAAGUGUUACCAAGGUGCUACAUGACCUGUGUGGUCCCAGAAACCUCCUUCCCUGUGGAGUCAGUAUUUCCUCUGAUGGCCAUCUUCUUCUCCUCUCUGUUUGUCUUAUCAACGUCGAAAAAAUGCCUUCCAGAUACCUUCUACUGUAUUAGUGAACAGCAUCCAUAAAUAAUGUUUCCCAUUCACUAGAUAUUGUUUUUAUCUUUCUAUUAUCUUGCUCACGUAUACUGGCUUGUCUGUGAUUAAUGGAAAUGGUAUCAGAUGCUGGAAUUUAUUCUGACCAAUGAACACAGCUGACUCAGGGGAGUACAAUCUCUUGGAAGGUAAUAGAACAAAACCCAAUAUGCAUAAAACAAAUCCAGCUCACUAGGCUUUAGCUGACAGAACCAACUACCUGUGUAAUAACGAAGCAGCAGAAAACAUUUCUCAUCUGGCUGCAUAAACUAUAUCGUGUCUACUUCUAAUGUAGCUUGCUUUUUGGGGCUCCCCACCUCAACAUUACAGAAGGUUUUUAUUAAGUAAUGUAUUAUCCAACAGACAUCAACACGAUUAAUACUUCGAUUUGUGCAAUGAAGGAAUUCUACUGUGUAAGAUUUUAAAUAAAUUUAUUUUUGUUUGAAAUGGG